GAGUUGCGCAUUGUAAGUUGUGAGUGGUGUUGGUACGAGUACCCGUAUCGUUGACGACGAUGAUGGCAACAGGAAUUUUCUUGGUCUCGGUGUUGGAUUCACUCGCUUGCUGCCAUUGUUUGUGUUUUUACCGUUAGUGGUGUUGCUGUUUCUGAAUAUACCCCAUACACACUACACACACACAACCGAGUACACACUAUAUGGACAUACAUACAUAACUAUAUAAACAUGUGCACGAACUGCACAGCAAUGUAUAGGUUGCUUUUGGUAUUAAUGGCUGAGAACAUUUACGGCUGCUUACAAAUGUUUUUGUGUGUGCGUUUGUGGUUGGCAUAUAAAAUUCUUGGGGACGCAAGGACGGACGUAUGCUCUUGCAUAGCGUGAAUGUUCAGAAAUUUCAUUUUAGUUCUUUCGUAUACUUUGACGUGUCUUUGUCAUAUUCGACGAGACGACGGAAGAGUGCACAUUUUCAUAUCGCUCUACAUGGUAUAGUGCACGCCUAUGAAGUACCCACCACUCAACACUACCUGAGUCUGCAACUCAGAACUCCGAACUGUCGAUAUACUCGCAGAAGAAGACAACAACACAACGUUAAGAAACACAAAAAAAAGCAGAAGCACAGAGUGCACGAACAAUCAAAGCUGGGACUUAGGUAUUAAGGCAGUACUAAGUGGGUAUUGCUUGGAUAAGCAGCAGCAUUUACGUCGUAACGCGCCAAAUAAAUAUUCCACCAACUCACAAAACAAAAAAAGCAAACAUAAUGCCAUACAAAUACACAAAAGCGAUUUAGCGGAUUAACUUAAAGUAAAUGAGUGUGCGAGUGCGGUUUUAUUGCCGGCGUUAAGGCUCUACAUGGGUGUUUUCUCCCCUACAUCGAUGUACAAUCAAUCGCAUGCAUCUUAUUAAAUGUAAAUAGACAGACAGACGACGUUGAGUUGACGUGAAACGCUGCAGGACUCAAUGAGAGCUGACGUGUGCCUCAUCCACAAAAGCCACUAAUCGUUCGUAUCAUAAUCAAAACACAGUGACACAGUGGUGUUAAAACAUUAAUCGCAGCAGUGAAAAAAUUGUGUUUAACUGUAAUUAAAAUACAGUAUCUCAAAAAAAACAGUUGCAAGUUCUUGUACGUUGCGCCGCUCUUAGACGCACGCACGCGCGCGCGCACACUCGCUCUCUUCUUCAUAGGCUCGCGUUUAGUUCGUUCGCACGCACGCAAAUUCUCUCACACGCCGCCUCUCACGUUUCAUUCCCGUUGCAUUUGUGUCAGCAAUAAUAAAUAGAUGAUGGAAUGGCUACCGAGAGGAUUGCCCAGCAUCCAUGCACCGAUACCGAUUUGUGUUCCCCCAAAGAGUGGCCAAAAGCGUCCAGCAACAAGCCCAGCUCCUCCCAUUCCCUCUCCGCAUCACAUCCAAUCUCCCUCCACCACACCCGGUGCUGGCAAUAGCAGCGGUGCCACAUCGGCAGCGCAAAUGUCAUCCAAUCCGGCGUUGAUGAACCACGUUAUGCCCCCCAAUCAAUUGAGUGGCUUGCAAGCCGCUUCGUUGCAACAACAACAACAACAGCAUCAGCAACAACAACAACAACAACAACAACAACAUCAGGCCCAUCAGCAGGCCGUAGCUGCCGCAGCAGCAGCCGCGCAAGCUCAACAACAAAUGGUAGGCGUACCGAAUGCUUUAAAUGCGGCACAAUCGAGUGGACGGGGGCCCUUCGCUUCCGCCCUGCGUAAUUUGGCUAAGCAAGCUGAUAUUAAAGAGGAAGAUGAAAUCAAUGUACGCGGCGAACGUACAGAACGCGCUGUGCAGCUAAGCGCUGGUGGAGGCGGAGGCGGCGUGGGUGUACCAACCGCCGUGAGUGUCGCCAAUACCAAUGUCAAUGUAUCUAAUUCGGUGCGUUCUUCAAUGGCCAAUGAACGUCUGCCUUCAACCGGUGGCAGUGGGCCCGUUAGCAGUGUCGACGAGCGCUUAAUGGCUAAAAAGCGCGCUGCAGCGUCGCCGCAACCGGGUGAGAAGAUUGCGCGCAUAAGUUCGCAGCAAUCGGUGCAAAUGCAGCCUGAGCUGUUGGCGCGCAGUGGCUUCCAGCCUUAUCGGUCAGAUGAGCGUCUCAUACAUCCAGCUGGCGCUUUCCCUUUGGAUGCCUACGCCACCUUCGCUGCUUUGCCAACGAUGCCGCCAGGAGCAUUUUUGAGUCCAGCUGGCCUGCCUUAUUCCGAUCAACUGUACUUAGACCAACGCUUUCAAAUGCUACGUGCCGCCGGCUCCCAUCAUACCCAUCCACAUGCCCUAUAUCCGCCAAUGGCUUCGCCUUACGCCUCCCAUCUUUACUCCAUGAUACCAGGUGCUGCGCUCGGCUUGGGUUCCGCAUUGCAUGAACGCAUGAAAUUGGAAGAGGAGCAUCGCGCACGUAUCGCUAGAGAGGAGGAGCGCGAAAGGGAAUUGCAAAGAGAAAAAGAGCAGAGAGAGCGCGAACGUGAGCAAAGAGAACGCGAGCAACGAGAGAAAGAACAACGAGAGCGUGAACAGCGAGAAAAGGAGCAACGUGAAAAGGAACAGAAAGAAAAGGAAGCACGCGAACGUGAGUUACGAGAGAAGGAGCGGGAGGCAAGAGAACGGGAGCGUCAAAUACUCUCGGCAUCGCAUCACUAUACAAGCCAGUUAUAUUCGCCCUUGGGGCGUAACUUGCUCGGACCGAUGAUGCCACACUUGGGCUUGGGUUUGCGUGCGCCACCUGGUGCGCUGCAUAGCCUGCCACCGAUGUCAGCCUACCACGCGGCGGCAAGCCAACGCCAGAGUCCUCACGCAGCAAUGGGACUUAAUCUAGGCUUGCCUGGCCUGGGCGGUGUGACAUCGCUUACGCAUGGCCCCGGCAGCUUGCCGCACCACCUACAGUCCUCAGCGUUAGGUUUGCCACAUCCAGGUGCCGCUGGUCUAACGCAUCCAGGCUUUCCCGGCGCUGCAUUAGGGUUGUCCCACCACGGUCUCAAUUUAACACAUCCACAUAUCUCACCACACCAUCCGGCAAUGGUGCCCAGUCAUCAAAUUUCACCACACUCAUCUAUACCAUCAACCUCUACCACUACUACAUCGCCGCACAAUUUGAAUUUGGGUUUGCAAAGCAAUGCGGGUGUCAGCAUGAAGGUAUCGGUGCCCAAUAGUGUUUCACAAUCCCCUGUAUCGGGUUUGCAAUCCUCCAGCAGCAUGACUCAAUCCACUGCAACGCUCUCCUCACACAUUCCGCAAAUGAGCAACUCUCUUUACCACUCGCAUCACACUAGUCAGCAUAUGGCCACCGCUGGACUGGCGCCCGCAUCUGCCCAUCAGCAGCCGCCGAACUCAAUGCCGCUCUCGCUAACUAGCAAUUCAGGCCGUAGCCACUCGGCAUCACCGAUCACAAUGAAAUCAGUCCAACAGCCCUCCAACAACCCGAGUAUGCAUAAUCAAAACGGCGGAAGAUCUGCCAGCACCCCACAUCCAUCACGUCAGCAUGGCAUUAGCGCGGCACAGCACCAACAAAAUGUGUCAGUACACGAGAAGUCAAAUGCGUUGACAUCCAGCGCUCUAGAACCCGCCACGCUGGAUUUGACCGGAUCUAACUCGAAUUCCAGCGUACAGGUGUCCUCCGUGGCCAGUAGCGGUGGUCACAAUACACACACCAAUGAAGUGAACGGUGGUGGCGCAGAAGCAGCCGCCGAUAAAGAGCGUAAAGAUGCUGCUGCAAUGGCGGCGUCUUCUAAAAAUCUCGCCACCAAUGUAAGCACCACCGAUAAGAGAAGUCCUUCGAUAUCGCCGCCAGUUUCCGCCAAAGAUAAUACCGUAUACAAUGUGGGUGUGUCGCCGCAUGCAGAAGAGGCAACACGUCAAUGCAGUCCGAAUAGCGCGAUGCCAACAACUGCAGAGCCUCAUACAUCCGUAUCACCACCAGCAAAGCAGCCAGCCGCCGGUAGUGAUGCAAUUGUUGCAGCCAGACAACAUGUUGGAGCAGGAGAAGCAGCUGGUUCAGGUAAUUACAGCAACAGUACCAAAGCUAUGACCGUACCUCCAGACAACAGUGUCAAGCCUACGAGUGACCCCAGCUCCAGUGGUGGUUUUACACCUAAUUCUCAAAGUGUAUCCAGCGAUGUAGCGCCGCCGAUGGCAAGUGCGACAGAAGCACUACAGCCGCCAGCAACACCAACCAACACCACAAACACUUCGCCCACGACGACAACACCGGAUGCGGGCGCCACUGUAGGUGGGGUAACUUCCACCACCGGUGGCAGCACCUCGCCGCCAGUGGUAAGCAGCAGCACGAAUAUUGUAAACAAUAAGCCACACAAAGCUAACUGCGAUGAGACCGUGUCCAGUGCGACGUCGACUACGACCACUGCCGCUGUCGAAGUGAAUGGUGGUGGUUGUGCGGGUGGUGUUGAGGGUGGUGGUCGGUGAUGCUGUGUUGCUGCGUGUCUCUCUGUCUGGUGGCACCAUCAUCGAAAGCGGGCAACAGCUGUACUUUUUCGCUCAUAUAAAUAUUUAGUAACUGUAACUACUGUGUAACUAUAAGAAUAAGCCAAGCUUCAUGCCAUGUACUACUACCCGCUGUUGGAUAUCGCCGCCCACUCCGUUGUUCUUAUUUUCGCUAAUCUCCAAAUACUUUACUUCUAACACAAACUUCCUUUACUUCUAACACAUUGAACUAUCGGUUUAUACUUUAACGUUUAAGCAGCAAUUUAUUAUCGGGACUAUGCGUUUAUGUGUUUGUUUGAAUUUAGUUGUAGUGUAGUUUUCAGUUAACUUUUAUUUUAAUUCACUUUUCAUUUGAUUUCAGUUCUAGUUUAGUUUCUUAAGAAUUAUCUACAUAUACGUUGAGUUCUAAUUAAGAAUUAAACAUAUAGAUGGUAGAAAAACAAUUUGCUAACACCACACAAAUAAUAAUUAAUAAUAAAUAACAUGUGCAAAUUAUUCAAUUUCAAAAUUACAUCUUUUUUGAAUUUAUGAAAUAAACUUUGCAACCUAAAUUUGAA
Rhagoletis zephyria (snowberry fruit fly) is the source of this 4999-nucleotide messenger RNA. RefSeq names its product protein split ends-like. The record is from RefSeq and is a predicted model, not a curated record. Lineage: Eukaryota; Metazoa; Arthropoda; Insecta; Diptera; Tephritidae.